Mesorhabditis spiculigera is the source of this 2565-nucleotide messenger RNA. NCBI's taxonomy places the organism in Eukaryota, Metazoa, Nematoda, Chromadorea, Rhabditida, Rhabditidae. The record is from the annotation of a GenBank genome assembly.
AUGAUGACAAAUUUUCAGGACAUUUGCCCCAAUUAUAAGCCGAAUCCGUUUAAAAAGGAGAGCUCAAAUAUCAUGCUCGGUUUUCGCCUCACGCCUCUGCAGGCUCGGCACUACCGGUAUAGCGUGUGGGCAAGCGACUGGUAUCAAGUAUACCACAAACUGUUCGGGCAUGUUGCAAUCGUGGACCUUGAAGUUCUUACAGCUACGGCACCAAACGAGGAUCUAUGGCUGCGACUACUGAGGACGCCAUCGCAUUUGACGUUGUCUGGGCCCUACGACGCAGUAGAAGCAGAGUACCACAAAUCGUUGGCGUUUCCACAUGUGGCGGACAAGGUCACCUGCAAAAUCGAAGAUGGGUUGACACCGAAUAUACGUGCCGAAGAUCUGAUCGAGAAGUUACUAGCGCGUCACCGUUAUGUCCACCUGGAACUUACACAACGCGAGCAAAACCAUUUGCUGCACGUGCAUGGGAGUAGCGAGCGGAUCCUGAGAUUUCUACUUUACCAGCUUCGCAAGGGCUUCACGACGACAAAGUGCAUCUUCUACCUGAAAUUUAGCGGAUUCGGCGCGGACUUUACCCCACAACAAGUCGAGCAGGGAUGUGGUCUCCGCUUGACGUGUAGACCAGAAUUUAUCUCGGUGUCUUCCUUCUGCGUCGGCGUCGAUCUCUUUUGCCUCCUGUUCUGGCUGGACGAUUAUCGCGACAGGCAGCCUCGGCACUACCGGUAUAGCGUGUGGGCAAGCAACUGGUAUCAAGUAUACCAAAAACUGUUCGGGCAUGUUGCAAUCGUGGACCUCGAAGUUCGUACAGCUACGGCACCAAACGAGGAUCUAUGGCUGCGACUACUGAGGACGCCAUCGCAUCUGCAGUUGUUAGGACCCUUCUCCGAAGUAGCAGAAGCCUACCACAAAUCGAUGGAGGUACCAGAGGUGGCGAACAGGGUAACCUGCGAAAUCGACCAUGGGUUGACGCCGAAUAUGCCAGUCGAAAACCUGAUGGAGAAGUUACUAUGGCGCCACAAUUUCGUCCACCUGAAGCUCAAACAAACUGAGCCAGCAGAUUUACUGCACGUGCGCGGGAGUAGCGAACGCAUCAUCAGAUGUCUACUUUCCCAGCAUCGCAAGGGCUUUGCGUCGACAAAGCGCAUCUUCCACCUCGAAUUUAGCGGGCUCCACGGGCUUUUUCAAGACGACGCGAAGCAGGUUUACACGCCUGAACUAUUUGCGCCCCAGUUGAAGAUGCUGCUCAAGCCUGCCGACGUCAAGAACACGCUGAUGUACGCUGGAUCGACUUUAGGAAACGGGAAUCUCUUCUGGUGCGGUAGACACGAAGCGAUCUCGGCGUCUUUCUAUACUGCCGGCAAGCGCUUUCAGCUCGGCUUCUGCUUGGCCGACUUUCAUCUAACUCGGAAGCCUCGGAACUAUAUGUACUCCGCAUAUACAAGUGACUGGUAUCUAGUAUUCCACAAACUUUUCGCGCAUGUUGCAACCGUGGACAUCGAAGUUUCUGCAACUUCGGGGCCGGCCGACGACCUAUGGCUGCGACUACUGAGGACACCGUCGCAUCUGAAGUUGUCCGGUUCCGUCAUGCCCCCCAGAAGAGCUUUCGGCCAAAUAGCAGCAGCCUACUACAAGACUUUGCAAGUUCCAGAGGUGGCGAACAAGCUACUAUGGCGUCACAAUUUCGUCCACCUGAAGCUCAAACAAACUGAGCCAGAAGACUUGGUGCAUGUGCGCGGGAGCAGCGAACGCAUCAUCAGAUGCCUGCUUUCCCAGAAGCCGGCCGACGACCUAUGGCUGCGACUACUGCGGACACCGUCGCAUCUGAAGUUGUCCGGUUCCGUCAUGCCCCCCAGAAGAGCUUUCGGCCAAAUAGCAGCAGCCUACUACAAGACUUUGCAAGUUCCAGAGGUGGCGAACAAGCGUCGCAAGGGCUUUGCGUCGACAAAGCUGAUCUUCUACCUGGAGUUUUGCGGACUCGUGGGACGUUUUCCCCGAGAAGAGGCUCGGCUGAAGGUACCCAUCAUUUCUAGUCAUGGUAUCGGAGGCCGGCACUAUACGUUGCACGCCUAUACGCACGACUGGUAUCGAAUCUUCCACAAGCUUUUCGCGCAUGUUUCAACCUUCGACAUCCGCGUUUAUAUGUACAAGGCGUCGAGCCAAGAUCUAUGGCUGCGGCUGCUGCGGGCACCUUCGCAUUUGACGUUGUCUGGGCCCUACGACGCAGUAGAAGCAGAGUACCACAAAUCGUUGGCGUUUCCAAAUGUGGCGGACAAGGUCACCUGCAAAAUCGAAGAUGGGUUGACACCGAAUAUACGUGCCGAAGAUCUGAUCGAGAAGUUGCAAGCGCGUCACCGUUUUGUCCACCUGGAACUUAUACAACGCGAGCAAGAAGAUUUGCUACACGUUCAUGGGAGUAGCGAACGGAUCCUGAGAUUUCUACUUUCACAGCAUCGCAAAGGCUUCACGACGACAAAGCGCAUCUUCUACCUGGAAUUUAGCGGACUCGGGGCGGGCUUUACCCGACAACAGGCUGAGCAGGUGCGUGCAAUCAGCAGCGGCAAA